CUUCACUGCAGCUUGUUUCAGACCUUUGAAUCCAAAGGGUUUUUUUUUUUUUUUUUUUUUUUUUCCCUUUCCUUUCCUUUCCCUUUCCUUUUCAAUGGCCUUUUUGCGCGCUUCGCUGGCCUCGUGCUCGCUCAUGGCGAUUGGCGACACUGGCAUCCAACUCGCCCAAAUCUACCUGCAGAGCAGCGGCUCCACGACUGCUCCUGACAGUGCUGCCAGUGCUGAAGCGAAGGAUCGACCGCGUGGUCAGCCAGCCGCGACCGCUGUGCCGCCGCCGCCACCACACCCGCCGCUCAGCACGCCGCCGUACGUCGUCGCGUUGGGAAGCACUGGGCUCGAGCUGCCGCCGCGGAUCCUGGCAGAGCUCCCGCCGUCGCUCGCUGGGCUCCUGCCGGACGGAUUUGACGGAGCGCGCACGCUUCGGUUUGCCACCCUCGGCGCAGUCUUGCAUGGACCGUUCUUCUUUUACGGAUUCCGACAGCUCGAUCGCAUCUACGGUCCGGCAAAGACCCUGGCGGUCGCGGCAAAGAAGGCGGCCACGGGCCACUUGACGCUCUUCCCGGUCUUUGUCACAACCUUCUUCACGGGCAUGUGCAUGCUCGAGCGACGAUCGCCAGAGUCUAUCGAGCACAAAAUGUCCGAGGUGGUCCCGCGAACCCUCAUGCUUGGCACGCUCUUCUGGCCAGCCGCGAACAUGAUCAACUUUACGCUUGUUCCUCUCAAGUACCGCUUUGUCGCCCUCAACAUGUUUGGCAUCUUCUGGAACAGCGUCCUCAGUGUCAUCAAUUCCAGCGCGGCUGCACCCUUGUCUGUUCACGCCGCCGCCGAAGCUUCUGCUCUUGUUAAUACUCCCGUCGCCUAAGAAAACCAAAAAGAAGAAAAAGAAACCCUUUCAAAGCAGCCGCGCGUCGUGUCGUCAAGCUUGGGAGUCCUGUUGAUAAUCGUUAAUGCAAACCACCCAUUGUUAUGAAACCAUAUGUAUACAUUUAUAUUUGUACAAAGAUCAACAAAUUAUUCAAACUGAA
Capsaspora owczarzaki ATCC 30864 is the source of this 1025-nucleotide messenger RNA. RefSeq lists its product as hypothetical. The transcript is spliced from 2 exons. The record is from RefSeq and is a predicted model, not a curated record. NCBI's taxonomy places the organism in Eukaryota, Filasterea, Ministeriida, Capsasporidae. Gene Ontology annotation, cellular component: membrane; cytoplasm. The coding region runs from base 95 to 862 and encodes 255 amino acids.